UAGACUAUUUUACGAUGGGAGACGCUUGGUAUCCCAGCUACGUCAGUAUUUUGUAGUGUGUCGACGAUUCGUCUGCAUUACGGUCCUGUCCGGUAUUUUAAAAACUUUCGUUGGUCAACGUGCUCGUGAUGGUAUGUGACUUGGCUGGUUAGUGAUCGCUGAUUUAUCGUAGCAUUUACUUCCGUCCAUCCGUCGAUUUCAAGAAGCCUCACAUUUUCUAUUAAAGCAUACAUUUAGAAGCUUUAGCUACAGGAGGUCCUACCUGCAGCGUUAUUGCCUUGAAGUGUCCAGAGAUCCAAGUGACCGUUGUAGACAAGAGCAAAGAAAAGAUUGGCCAAUGGAAUUCAGACAAACUCCCGAUCUACGAGCCCGGUCUGUACGAGGUGGUGAAGAUCUGCCGCGGGCAGAACUUAUUCUUCUCCACUGACAUGGACACCGCGAUCAAGGAGGCAGAUCUGAUAUUCAUUUCCGUGAACACGCCGACGAAGACGUUCGGUAACGGGAAAGGAAGGGCGGCAGAUUUAAAGUAUGUCGAGAGCGCGGCCAGAAUGAUCGCAGAAAUUGCGACCGGGGACAAAAUCGUUGUCGAGAAGAGUACUGUGCCGGUCAGAGCGGCUGAGAGCAUUAUGAACAUUCUGCGGGCUAAUCACAAGCCGGGCGUUUCGUAUCAGAUUCUGUCGAACCCAGAAUUUUUAGCGGAAGGGACCGCGAUCGAGGACCUGAUGAACGCGGAUCGCGUUUUAAUCGGCGGCGAAGAUUCCGCAGAAGGUCAAGCUGCCAUGGAAGAAUUGUGCAAGGUCUACGAGCAUUGGAUCCCACGGAAAAACAUAUUAACGACGAACACGUGGAGCUCAGAGCUCUCGAAGCUGGCCGCCAAUGCCUUCUUGGCACAGCGUAUAUCCAGCAUCAAUUCUCUGUCGGCGGUGUGCGAGGCGACUGGUGCGGACGUCUCCGAAGUGGCUCGGGCGGUCGGCCUUGACUCCCGAAUAGGAUCGAAGUUCCUUCACGCAUCGGUGGGGUUCGGAGGCUCCUGCUUCCAAAAGGACAUAUUGAAUUUGGUGUACAUAUGCGAGUGCCUAAACCUGCCCGAAGUGGCUGCCUACUGGCAACAGGUCAUAGACAUGAAUGAAUACCAGAAGUCAAGGUUCACCGUGAAAGUGAUCGAGUCGCUGUUCAACACCGUUACGGACAAACGGAUCUCUAUGCUAGGGUUCGCCUUCAAGAAGAACACCGGCGACACGCGUGAGUCACCGGCCAUUCAUGUCGCGAAGACUUUGCUCGACGAGGGUGCAAUGCUUCACAUAUACGAUCCCAAGGUGGAGGAAAGUCAAAUUAUCGAAGAUCUAACACAUCCAAGUGUAACAAGUGAUCCUGAGAAUAUAAAAAGUAGGAUCAAUAUUUACAAAGACGCUUAUAGCGCUACAAAAGACACGCACGCUAUUGUUGUCUGCACAGAAUGGGAUGAAUUUAUAGAAUUGGAUUAUAAACAAAUCUAUUUUAAUAUGAUGAAACCAGCAUACAUUUUCGAUGGACGGAAAAUUUUAGACCAUGAUAUGUUGCAAGAGAUUGGAUUUAUUGUUCAAACUAUUGGAAAGAGGAUUACAAAAAUGGCGAUGUCGAGGACUUGGGGAAGUCAAACUCAAAUGUAGAUGAAGUUGCGCGAAAGGUUAUAAAAAAUUUAAAUUUUAUAAUUCAACGAAUUCUCGUUUCAGUAACAAUUACGCGAAUGUUUUACUUUUAAAACUUGGUAAAUAUAUAAUAUACUCUACGUUGCCUCUACACGAAGUAGUUACCCAAGCGGCAAUAAUUGUAUAAAAUAUUUUUUUAUUUAAUAAGUUCGUGAGAAUUUAAAAUUUACAAGGUUUUCAGAGUAAAACAUUUGCAUUAGGACCGAAGAAUUGUGGAACAAGAAUAAUUAAGCGAAAGUUAAUUAGUUCGUAAUGUUAAUGAUCAGGGACAAAUACGUUUUAUCGACGUAUACAAUAACGCGCAACGGAAGCAGCGUCAUACAUUUGUAUAAAUUUUUUUCAGAAUUUGGUAGAGCGGAAUAAAAUAAUUUCCCCUUUAUUUUAAUUGGAACAAUACAAAUUGUAACAUUAUUUGUAACUCUCUAUUAAAAGUAUGUUGCAAUUUCUAUUGUAAACUUGUCGAUCAUGGGCAUUUACACGGUGAAAUGAAAUAGUAUUGAAAAGAAAACAAAAUUUUAAAAAUUUGUUCUGCUGUGCAAUAUUGUGUACAUGCCAAAACCUUCACAAUCAUAACACCCAAAAUACAGUACAUUCCUGCAAAAUUGUACUUGUUUAGAAAUAUUUUCAUUUUAUUUAUCAAAUACUGCGAUAGGUAGUUUCAAGUUUUAUAUAUGUUAUUAUUGUAAUUAAAAUAUUUUAUAUCAAUAAUUCUUCUCUCGCAUCUUGCGAGAAAUUUCAUAUAAGGUUCCACUAAGAUAUGCGAACCUUUUUAGAUAAUAUUUUUACACAUUUGAAUGAUUCCUAUGAAAUGGUUCCGCCAUUUUUUAUAAUGCGACGAAAUUAUUACUAAAGUGACUCAUUGUUCAGCGAUGGAAAACACUUUAGUGUUUAAAGUAUUAUAUUUUUCUUUAUAAGAAUAGUAUUAAGGACGAAAUGAUAAACAUAGCAAUAAUGUAAUUGUUAUCAUUGAAAAUUGUUAACGAAAACAGUUUUAUGGAACUAAACGAAUGAUUAUAUUAUUCAUAGAAAUUUUACGAAUAUUAAUUCGUAUGAUUAUUAAUCUCAUUUUACCAAGUUCACGAAAUUGUUACAAAUUACAUCCGACCCUACAUUUAUUUCAUACAAUGUAUCUUUAAUUUUGCGGUUAUGUGCGCAUAAAAUUUAUAAAUAAAUGUUGAUAUAAAUUACAUAAAAUACAACAUUUACUUCUAUUCCAUUCCCUGCCCUCCGUGUACGAACACGAAAGUAUAUGUUCUAUAAUUUCAGACAAUAUAUCCUACAUUAGAAACGUUCUACAAAAACAAAUUCUGGGAAAUACAAAUAAAUCAAUACCAGCGUUACUCU
Molecule: messenger RNA, 3032 nt
Organism: Nomia melanderi (Alkali bee)
Lineage: Eukaryota; Metazoa; Arthropoda; Insecta; Hymenoptera; Halictidae
Gene: sgl
Product: UDP-glucose 6-dehydrogenase sgl
Biological process (GO): glycosaminoglycan biosynthetic process
Cellular component (GO): nucleus
Molecular function (GO): NAD binding; UDP-glucose 6-dehydrogenase activity
Source: RefSeq, a predicted model, not a curated record